Messenger RNA from Alligator mississippiensis (American alligator), 12274 nucleotides. It is a transcript of the gene PIGF, whose product is annotated as phosphatidylinositol glycan anchor biosynthesis class F. Gene Ontology annotation, cellular component: endoplasmic reticulum membrane. The transcript is spliced from 6 exons. Gene Ontology annotation, biological process: GPI anchor biosynthetic process. Bases 137 to 703 code for a protein of 188 amino acids. Lineage: Eukaryota; Metazoa; Chordata; Crocodylia; Alligatoridae. The record is from RefSeq and is a predicted model, not a curated record.
CGGCCGGCGCCUGUUCACGGAUCGCCGCCUGUGCGCUGUGUACGGGUGAGGGGGCGGUGGCUGGUGACCUUUGACCUCGGGCUCGAGGAGCGGCGGCGCGGGGGAGACGCAGGGUGAAUAUUCAACAAAUAACAUAAUGAAAGAUACAGAAAUAAAGAAACUCCUCUUUGCCCACAUUUUCUGUGUGGUUUCCAUUAUUCUGUCAACUGUCGUUCCAUCUUUCUUCUUGGAGAACUUCUCAGUUUUGGGAACACACCUUACCUGGUUGUGUAUUUGUUCUGCUUGUGUCACUACUGUAAAUAUAUUUUUAUAUAUAAUAGUAAAACCAAAUCCAUCUUCUAAGAGAAGUUCAUUUGCUCACAAGAUAUCUAGAUUUCUAAAAUGCUGCAUAUACUUCUUCAUGUCCUGCAUCGUGUUUCAUGGAAUUAUUGUCCUUUACGGAGCACCAUUAAUAGAGUCAGUGCUUGAGACAUUUUUGUUUGCAGUCCUUCUAUCUACAUUUACAACUUUGAACUGCUUGUGUAUGCUAGGACCAAAUAUCCAAGCAUGGAUAAGGGUAUUCAGUAAAAAUGGAGCCAUGUCCAUCUGGGAUAACAGUCUACAAAUUACCACAAUGUGCAGCAUAGUGGGAGCAUGGCUUGGAGCGUUUCCUAUCCCUCUGGAUUGGGAUAGACCUUGGCAGAAUUUUUGCAGUGAAGUAUAAGAGUUUACAAAAUUCUGCUUAGCCUUAACCCAGCAAUAAAAUAAAGUAUUUUAUCCAAAAUAUACUUAUCUUUACAUGAGAUGGUGAACAGAGGAAAAGAAGGUGGUAGAGAAACAGUAUGUAAGGAAAUAGAGAAAAGGGCAGCAAAUGAAUGUAAAUAUAGUAUACAGAGCCCUAGCAUCAGACAAAGCCACGUGUUCAUCCACCCUCUUCAUGACAUCAUUUGCCACAUCAAUGCAUUGAAUCUUGUGGUCAUCACUAAGAAGUCAGCCUUUCAAUGAGAUGAAAGAUAAUUUUUUCCUGUUGUAGUUAUAAGAGAAGCCAUGGUAUUUGAGAGCUUAUUACACAGUAUUAUCUGCUGGUAAAAUGCUGACUUUUUAAUGAAGACUGCUAUAAAUAGUAAUGUUCUUAAUUACCCUGGAGAAGAUAUAGUUUGUUUCUGAUCUCCUUUCUGAGACUGGCAGGGCUUUGAAGGCUUGCUGCACAACAUGCCCAAAUCUGCACAGUAUUAGGCAGUAGCAGUGACUGGUUCUAAAAGCAGCCCACUCAUGAGCUUGAAAGAAGAAAAUGUGAGGCUUGGGGUAGGGUUAAAAUGAGGAAAGUGGGAGUGUCUAGCAGACAAGUACAAAAUAGCUCCACCCCCAAGGGAGGGAAAUGAUGGAACAGAAUGGUACAGUCAUUAAGGAACUUGUGCUGUAACAAAAAGGUCACAAGUAGGUUGAAGUUAAGUUAAAUAGAUAGAUCCCACUUCCAGCGAAAGAGCGAGCCUUCCAUUCCCCCUUUACACCAACGCAGAUACAAACUAGCCAUGUUGAAAAAUGAAUACCUAGAGACUGGUACAAAAAGAGUGUUCAGUACCGCAGUGCCAUAGUCUGCAGGGCUGAAUGAAGCACCUGAGCUCUUUAUACUGUGUAGGUCAGGUGUAGUCAACCCCUGGCUCAGGGGCAACAUCCAGCCUCUGGUGCCUUGUCAUUUGGCCUUUGAGGGGCCUCACAGAACAUGGCCCCGAGUGCUAGAUCUGGCACACGGGGUAAUGCAAGGCCCAAUCCAGGCACACAGGGCCUGGUGGAGGUGUUGCAGGGCCCCAGAGCCUGUUCCCAACAUGCAAGGCUGGGUGGAGGUGGUACAGGGCCUGAUCCCAGUGCACAGAGCCUGGCAGAGGUGGCACAAGCCCUGGAGCUUGAUCCCUGCACAUGAGGCCAGGCAGAGGUAGCACAGGGCCCAAAUCCUGGCAUGCGGGGCUGGGCAGGGGAAGCUUGGUCUGGAUCUGGAUGUGCAGGCUUCAUCCUGGAGCGCAGCGUCCCAGCUGACUUGUAGACCUAUCCCACGCCACUCAGCCUGCGGGGCCAAAAGGUUGAGCGCCAUUGGUGUAGGUGCCUCAGAGUGGGUUCAAAACAGCGAGUAUUUUGAGAGAGGAGACAUGUUGAGGAUCGGAGCGUGUCAUAGAGCCCACCUUUUUGCCAGGCCUUGCAUGUCUUCUUUGGCAUUACAGGAGAGUGCCCUUCCUCCAUCUGGGAUUCACAACCUAGAACCUUGCCCUGAAGGGAAAGUGCUUCCAUUCUUCUUAAAAAUAGAACUAGAGUUUCUCUUUUCCUCUAAAACAUGGCCAGAGGAGGAGACCUCUGUUUAUCCAGUAGUUCAGUGUUUAGUGCCCUCACCCUGGAUGUGGGAAGCCUGGGUUUAAAUCCUUCCUCUGCCUCUUCCCUGUUCGGGAAGAAAAGGCAAGGAAGAAGAGGAGGAGGAAUUGCACUUCGUGUAAAAGAGACAUGAUUGCUCAGAGCUCCAGUAUGAAACUGGAGAUAAGUCUAUUGAAAGUCUUGGGUUAAGGUUAGAGGGGAGAGCAUUAAAGGGUGAUGUUGUGGUAGGUGUCUACUGUAGACCACCAGACCAGGAGGAAGUGGCAGAUGAGGCUUUCUCUAAAUAGUUAGUGGAAGUUUCCCAGUCACAGGCCCUGGUUCUCAUGGGUGGACUUGAAUCAGCCUGACAUCUGCUGGGAGGGCAAUACAGCAGUGUGCAGGCAAUCCAGGAAGUUUUUGGAGAGUGUUGGGGACAACUUCCUGGUGCAGGUACUGGAGCGGCUGUGCUCAUCUUGACCUGCUGCUCACAAACAGGGAAGAAUUGGUGGGGAAUGCAGUAAUGGAUGGCAACUUGGGCAGCAGUGACCACAAGAUGAUUGAGUUCAGGAUCCUGAGGAAAAGAAGAAUGAAGAGCAGCAGAAUAAGGACUCUGGACUUCAGAAAAGCAGACUUCAACUCACUUAAGGAACUCAUGCACAGGAUCCUCUGGGAAGCCAGUCUGAGGGAGAGAAGAGUCCCAGGCAGCUGGCUAUACUUUAAAGAAGUGUUACUGAGAGUGCAGGAACAAACCCUCCUCACGUGCAUGAAGACUAGCAAGUAUGGCAGAAGACUAGCUUGUCUUAGCAGGGAACUCUUCAGUAAACUAAGUCACAAAAAGGUAGCUUAUAAGAAGUGGAAACUUGGACAAAUAAAUAGGGAGGAGUAUAAGAGCAUUGCUCAGGCAUGCAGGGAUGAAGUUAGGAAGGCCAAAGUGCAACUAGCAAGGGACAUGAAGGGUUUCCACAAGUAUGUCAGUAGCAAGAAGAGGGUCAGGGAAAGUGUGGGUUGCUUAUUAAAUGGGGUAGGCAGCCUCGUGAUAGAGGUUGCAGAAAAGGCUGAAGUGCUUAAUGUCGUCUUUGUCUCAGUCUUUGCAGGCAAGGCCAGCUCCCAGACUACUGCACCAGGCAGCAGUUUGGGGAGGAAGUGAGCAGUCAACAGUGGCGAAAGAACAGGUUAGGGACUGUUUAGAAAAGCUGGACAUGUACAAGUCCAUGGGGCUGGACAGGAUGCACCUGAGGGUGCUAAGGGAGUUGUCUGUAUUUGGGCUUCUGACCAUCCUUUCUAUAUAUUGAGCUAAAUUGUACUUCAAUAAUAAAAGUGCUCAGCCUUAGUUGGGAAGAAUCAUCAUGUCAUGGAACUAGCUUUUUUUUAACUGCUGACCUAUGAUUCUGUUGCAGUCCUGGGAUAAGGCAAUACAACCUCAUGUCAGCUCUAACUUUUAAAGUUCAAAUGCAUAAAUAUACUAUUUGGGCUUAGAAAGAUAAGUACUGGGGUGUUUCUUUAGUUAUGCUAGUGAAGCUAAAAGCUGAUGUGUAUACUAAAAUAAACUUUGUAUAAUUAAGAGAGGUUUGUUUCCAUUUGCUCAGGAUUUAACAACUACUUUAGUAAAUUCAGGGUCCCCAUGUAGACUAACCGUCUGGAUUUGGGAGCCAGAAAACUUAAUUUCUAGAUGCACUUCCAUGAAGUCACCAUCCAUCAUUUUUCCCUUCAAAAUGGCACCAACUCAGAUUAGCCAGUGUGAAUAGGUGGUAUUCAGUCUUUUUCCAUCUCUUUUUUAUCAGGAUUGUGUUAGCAUACUCAGUUCAGGAGAGUACUGUCCCUAAGAGGGUUUUUUUUUUUUUCUAGCACGUGCAUGUAGUGUGCUCCUGCAAUCACCAAAUUGCCAUUUCCUGGGAGAGGGAGAUGGGUUGUUGGUUUAAAGUCAUAUUUAAAAAUUUAAUUUAUAGGUUAAGUAAUUUGUUGGUCUGAGUCCAUUCACCAUUCAGUAGUUGUCCACAUCAACAUUGGCAUCUCCAUCAGCAAUCUAAAUAGAAAGCUUAAGGUAUGAAUGGCCAGAGAGUGGUCUCUUUAGAUCAGGAUGGGUAAUAUUAACCAGAGGGGGAUUGUGGAAGUUUAUAGUUCUGCUACUUAUGUCCCACCUGCUUAGUGGCCUGGGUUUCCAUGUGCUGUACUAGCAACCUGGUAUUUUUCACAAUAAAUUAACUUUUCAUUUUAAAUACUAGUCAUUUUUACAGUUUUACAGAUGUGUCACCUAGACAGCAAAACAAAGAUCAGUACAUACAAAUGUCUCAGAAAAUCUCCAUUUAUUUUAUUUUUCAGAUUUAAAUUUUGAAAAAGUAUUGCAUACAAGGGGAUGUGCAGAUGAUUGGGCCUGUCUAUAUUUGAAAAAAUACAUGAAAAUGCAUUUUUAAAAGCAUACAUUUCAUUUUAGGCAAUUAGUCAUCAAUUUCACUGAUUGGAACAUAAUAUGGUUUUAAAAAUAAAGUGUCAAUAUUCUUUAAUUGUCUGAACAUUAAUUCAAAGUGGAAGUGAAAAAUGAGUAUUAUACAAAGUACUAAUUCUAGAGACCUAGAUUAUGCUGUGGCAAAUCAAGAUAGAUAUCCAUACAAGUCUAAUGGAAAAGCAUUUAAUCUAGGUUAAUAAGAAAUAUGAAAUUUAACCAAACUCUGUUUAAGUUUAUUAUUUAUUAUUUUCAAUUAAAAGCAUCUUGAACCAUGUAACAGCAAGUUUCAGUGAUAGAUCUGCAAUGUUUGGUAGGUAUAGAGCUCAAUCCAGCUGUUUAUCUCAGGUAAAAUUCUUGUAUAUGUCAGUGGAAACUCUCCCUCCAUAAAGGCAGCAGAUCAGGCUUUUAUUCUGUAACUUUGUUUUGUAAUUUCUAAAAUAUCUGACAUGCCUCCCAAGAUUAAUCUUUUCAGUAUUUCACAGGUUUGUCAAAAUAGUAAAAUAAAUGUGUGGCAUAGAUGUCAUGAGAGUUAUUUUUUUAAACUUAAAUUAAGGGUUAGAUAGUGCAGGGGUUUCCAUGAGUUUUAGUUUAGUAUUUUGAAUAAAACUACCCUUGGUUUUGGAAAGAUACGAAGAACUAUGUAUGCAAAAUCUAGUUGUUUCUAGCUGUGAUACAGGAUGGGAGUGUGGCAAUAGCACUAGUGAAGGCAUAGGAAAUAAUUCCUUUUUUUAAGUUGUUGACAGUUUUAGAACACACAUAAUUUCAAGGAGCUUUACAAAUACUAGAUAAUUACUGAGAGUCUCACAAAGCCCUCCUGCAAUAAGCAGGGGAAACACCUUUUAUCUGCUAUGGAAAGACGUUCACCUUUGAGGUGAUGUAUGGCAGCCAUAAACAAAGAGCAACUCUAUACAGCCAAGCAGCAAUGGAUAGAGUCGACAGUUGUCACAGACAAUUUAGUAUGUAAAGAUAAUUACUGUAGUUGCAAUUUUGUGAGGCGGGGGGGGGGGGGGGGGUGGGUUAACACUUCUAUACUUAAAAUACAUGUUAAGGAAUCUUUAAAAAGAUGCAGCCAAUUUAAUAAUCUCACUGGUGUCUGGGUUUUUCUGCAGGGGUGGGGGAGAAGGUGUAUAAAAAUUGGAGACAAAUUUUUUUUGUAUUUUCUCGCUGUUUACUUUGACAGCACUUGGCUACAGUCAGUUUCUCCUCUGUGUGGGUUGUUGUACAGCAAUGGGGAAACAGCAGCAUUUUAGCAAAGGAAAAAGUGAUAAUAAAACAAAAACAAAACAGGAGAGAGAUUCACUGCUAAGAGCUACUCUUGGUUUUCCUCAGAUUGACUGUACCUUAAGUUGGUUGUCUCCUUUUAAGUGUGUUAGAUGGCUAGAAACUCUGUUUUCUCUGUAAUCUGAAAUAUGAUACCUAUAAGAGUACAGUGCCUUCAAACACCAUCCUAGGCUAUUGAUUUAGUGCUGGUUCAAAAGGAAUAGCAAUGGCACUCAAUUACCACCCGGACUUCCUGCUGCAUCUGUGUUGCUGGAAAGCUUACUGACUCACCCUCUUACUGCAUAGUUUGUGAGCUAAAUUGAAGCGCACGGUGGCGUGACUGCAGACAAAACACCAUUAGCAUGUUCUAAGUGCCAUGCAAUUAAUGCCUUCAUCCUGUUCCUUACUGACAGAGACUGGAUUUUGGAAAUGACUAGUGACCAUUUGGAUUUUAUUACUUGCUUAUUUCCACACCAAAUUUUUAAAUAAUUAUAUCUCUUACUGAGUUGAUACACAGCUGUUUUUACACAAAAUAGUUUUUAUCUAAGUUUAGUUUAUCACACCUAGGAGCUAAAAAAUGACCCUGAAACAAUAUUUCACUUACUUCUAUUAUAGAAAUACUUCUAUUAUCGAAAUAUCUGAUAGUGGUAGUAGAAAGGAGAGAGGGGAACCUCAGACUAUUUCUGCUUAUGCAGUAUACCUAUUUGGGUAUGUCGAGAGCAGAGUUUGUGUUGCUGUUUUAACUCAAAGGAAUUGAUUGCCCUGUAACUUUAUUUACAGACAUGUUAAAUAAUAAUGUAGGCACCCGACAAAUAUUUCUAUCCUAGAACAAACAAGAAUGGAGAAUUUUGAGAACAGUCGUGGUAGUUAAGCAAGCAUCAGUCACCUGAGGCAAAACAGACCACAAUUUCUACUUCACACGCUCCUUUAAUUCUUAAUACAGUGCUACUGAGCUCAUAGUUUUGUUACUAUAUUUUUUCCUGGAUUUGCUACCUGAUGUAACAAUAUUCAAAAAAAGAUGGGAAAGGUAGAAUCCACAUAUAUUUCCAGAAUACAGUGUGAAUUUCUUUCACCUCCAUGGGGAUUUUCCCUCCAAUGGGGCUGGCACUGCUUUUAUUUAAUGACCAUAUUUUUUGCUUAAAAUAGUGGGAUCCAAACAGUGUCACAGAGCCACUUAGAAUUUCUGUGACUUAAAACGUAUUUAAUAGCAGCAACCAGCAAAAACAAGUUAUUUCCCCUCUGCACGUGUUUAUCAACACAUACAUCUUGCAGAUCACGUGAAUCAGAUGCAUUUUAGUGAAGACACGCAUGCAACCAAAAUAGAUUAAUGUAAAAGCAUAUAUUGAAAUAAAAAGAACAUGACAUGUUCAACAUACAAGCAUUUAAGGCAUGUUAGGUGCUGGGGGAAAGACAACCUUGUGCACAUUUAUUUAUAGUAGCUUCAUACUGAAACUUAUUUAGUCAUAACCUACUUAUGUAGCUUCCUAACUGAUACCACAGACAUUGUAUGAAAUUGUAAGCAUAAAAAUGAAAAGUGAUAUUUCAGGAAUCAAAGAAGUGCACUUGUACAGUGUCAAAAGAAUGGGCCCAGUUUAUUAAAAUUUUAAGUACCAAGUACCAUAGAGCAGUAUACCUACUGUAUGCACAUUUUUAAUUAAAUCCUUAGUAGUCAGCUGCUUACUUUAUGUACACUACAUUAGGCAAUUUAGCAACUAUACCACCAGCUCCACAUGUAAUAAAGGCCAAAAUCCGCCCACGAGCUAUAUGUAAUUCCCAUUGCCUGUGGUGCAAACGGCAUGUUCAUAACAAAGGACAGAACAGUCAUGCAAUUAAGAGUCCUGAUGUUAUUAUCUAGAUGCCUAGUUUUGUAGAGCUUUUACGCAAGUCUGAUCCUGCAACAUUGUAGGCACCCUAGCAAAGACCAAGAGCCAUCUACUCUAUUUGAAGACGAUGGGAGUUAAAGGGCACCCAUGACCCUGGCCCAAAAUCUAGAUGCUUGAAUGCUUCCUUAAUAAACCUAACACAAGCUAGAGUAGCAGUGUUUGCUAGUGACUAGCAAGAAAUUUGUAUUCCUCUUUAGAUGUAGAUCCUCUAGAUCCUCAGCUACAGCAAAAAGUCACAUAGCACAAACUGGGACAUAAUAGGGCAUGCUCUCUCCAAAGCUUGGGGCUUCUGAGUGUACAGUCAGAUACUCGGUAACUCAGAGCAGCCUUACACUGCUAACAGCCCUCAGGGGCAACAACCACAGCUUUGGGUCAGUGCAGUGCAUGGGCAUCCCAAGUAUGAUCUAUAUGUUAGGAGAGAAAGGUUGGCAAAUGAGCUACACCAGCAUCUGUGGCACUAGUAGAUUGAUGUGCCUGGGAGUGAUCCCCCCCAUAGCAAGACACAGCCAGAAUCCAUAAGCAGAGCAGUGCAGAAUGGCCACAGUGCACUGUCCAGCAGACACUAUGCUCAGUGUGGUAUACUUCAAUAUGCAUAAUGGUUGCUGCUUGUUUUGCAUACUCAUGGUUGUAGGUGUUUAUCAGACACUACAGAAGUGGAAAUGUACUGUCUUCUCUUGGUUAGCUGAACCUCAGGAAACUCUUGUGAGGAAGGCAAGCAUUCUGACCAUCUUAUACAUGGGAAACCAAGGCACAGAGAAAUUGUUACUUAUCCAAGACCACAAAACAAACCAAUGACUAAAGUAGGAGUAGAAACCAUAACUGUCUUGUAACCACUAGUCUAUUUGUCCUUCCUUAAAAUGAAGACCAUGUGCCAAUAAGUGAGUAGGUGGAUAUUUUUUUCAAGCAGUUGUUCAAAUAAGAGUCAUAUUACAUGUUGGUGCUUAGAAUCGGUAAGUUUCCAUGGGCAUAUCAUCUGCAAGCAACUUACUUGCAGUGGAUUUUGCAAGGAUGAUGGCUGGUGUUUAUUCCACCUGAUGAUAGUUAUUUGAAAAAAGUCCUAGUUUUUUCCACUUCUAGCUGGAAACACUCUCUCUCUCUUUGUCCUGUAGUCAGGAUAGAGUAUACCUUCACACUUAUCACUUUGUAACCUGGCUUUUUACAUACAGAUCAGUGAAGGUGUGUAGAUAGGAGCAGCAGCAGUUUAUGACUAAUUUCUUUUGGGUAGCAAGUAGAAAAUAAAAAACUAAUUGUGUACAAUCCUCCACAACUCUCAGAAGAUUUGAAAGAGCUGAUUCUGAGACCAGAUAAUCAGCUUCAUUAACCUAAUACCUGCAUACUUUAAGCAAAUGGAGUGAGGCCUCAUUUAACAAGAUAAAUGAGUAAGGUACGGCUUCCAUUUUUUAUCAAGUAAUCAGGGAGGCUUUGAUAUAGGGUAGGAGGAACCAAUCCACAUAAAAGUAACAAAUUCAGGAAACUGGGAGAAUCCAACCUGACUCAAAAAAGUCAAAAUUACUUGAAAAAGGACCACAAAAACACACGGAGCCUACAGAAAUGAAGCUCCUGGAUGCAGUAGAGAGCGGUGAUGCUCAACUCUGAAGAUCCAGAGGCAUCACAGUACAGCUCUGCCAUCCUACCCCUAUCCAUGACCCCUGCCUAGGAGGCUUUGAGGAAAGGGGAGAGCAGCAUAGAAUAACUGUGUCAGAUCAACAAGGGAGAUUUUCCCUCCUGUGUUUGAGGAAUCCCCAGGCAACCAAUUAAACUGGCUUUACAACUCUUUUGUGCCGUAAGAGCAGAAUAAAGAGCUUGUAAUAGCACUGAGGAUAUGGGCCAGCAUGUUUCACUUUUGUGCUCUGGAAGGAUAUAGGUGGUGUUUUUUGUCUCUUUCUUUGCUCCCUUCUUCAUACAGUGAUUGGGAUGGGAUGUGUGCUUUUUUUUUUUCUUUCUCUCUCCUCUCACUCAUCUCUGCCAGCUGCAGUAAGGAGAGGUUUCAGAGAGCCAUGUGUUGAAUAUCAAUGACAGACUAAACUUCUGCAAGACAAUAAUAUAGCUUUAAGAGAAAACAAGAAAGAAUGUUCUUAACGGUGGAAAGAAAGCAAAGGCAUUAUUAUAUUUAGAAAAAAAAAGUUAUGCAAUGUUGGACAGUGAUUGAGAAUGCAAGAGCAUUGUUUUAAAUAAUCAUUUACUCUGGGUUGCAGCUUGACCAGCCAGAAGAUGUUAGAACAUAACCAGAAACUCCUUAAAUUACAUUAACAGUAAAAGGCAGAUAAAGAGCAACAUUAGUGCAAAAUACCAAAAAAGAUGCAGUUGCUGUUGAUUGUCAGGGAUAUUUAUUUAUGAGAAGGAGUAACACGCAAGAUUCAAAAGCAACCAGCAACAUCCGUCUGUACUUGAGUAAAGCAGAUAAGGAUCUACAGACCAUAAUUCACCUAAUAUAGGUAAGAUUUUUAAUAAUGGAUCACUGACCACUCACAGUUAGUGAACUAAAUGCAAGAGAAAAUUUCUGAGUUCAUCAAACCAUUGGCCACAGCUAUUGCGGAUAGCAGAGAGGUAUAUAUGAUUUUUCUUAUUGGGUAAGAAGGUACCACUCUUUCAGCUGAAUAGUACUGAGAAAGAAGAUUUCAGAGAGAAGAUAAAAUGCAUGUAUCCUAUCAUUCUUGGGAUUCCUCUUUUCUCACCUAAAUUUUUAAAACAAUAUUUGAUUUGAUUUCAGUCUCAUAAUGGAAGUGUUUAGAUCCAGUUGAAGCAUGGUCUUAGCUAAGGCCACAAAACACACUAUGCUAGUUAAUGUAUGUAAUAUAUCAAAACAUUGUUAGACUCUUUUAUAGACUAUAUGUAUCACCAUUGUUAAUGAAUGAAAAUGAGCACGUCUUUGGUUUAAAAGAGAGGCAGCAGCCAGGACAUUAUAGAACAAAAGUACUGAAUAGCAGAAAUAAUGGCUAUGAAUAGAAAAAUGAAUCAAGGUCAAUAAAGAGUACCUAAGGCACCUCAUUUGCAGAUAUUGUCAUCUUUGCUACACUCCUUAAGACCUCCAAAUAAUAUUUAUAAAACUGCACAUGGUAAGGAAUGUGAAGAUGAAACAGCAGAGGACUGAAAUCAUAUUUAUUCCCAGUUACAAUUCCCAGGAUCACACUAUAAGAAGGAGAUAUACUUCCCUGUACCAGAAAGGAACAAUAAAGAAAGGAAUCAAAUGUAGGAAAGAGAGCAUCUGGAAGGAAGAAGUAGUACCAUGAAAAGCAACCUUCCCUUUUGCUGCUCAUGAAUUGCAAGCCAAUUUAUACUUAGUUCCAAAGGAGAAUAUUGAACAGCAGGCACAGUGAGGUUCUCCUGUGCAAAGAUGGGGGAAAGACUCUUUAGAAGAGCAAUAGGAAUUAAAUUUACCCUCCAAUAAGGUUGUCACCAGUGCAGUAAGGACCUUCAUACAGUAGCGGACGUAGCUAAGUGGGAAUAAUCACAUCCUAAGGCAGAUAAGGACUUCAAUUUAAAAUGCUUUUUGAUUCCCCCCUCGUUCAAAUAAGAACAGUGAGAGUAUGUGUUGACUAUUGUGAGAUAGUUUGCUGUCCUUGUAUUGGGAAAUUAAAUGCAUUCCUAAACAAACUACCCUAUUGAGGGCUACAGUUAACUAGACCUACUUUUUAAUUGCUAAACUGCACAUAAAAUGUUUAGCCUGUUUCCACAUUUCCACAUUUCUUCCUACUCCUAAAUUGAAGAGCAUGCUUGAGUGUGCAAUCAAGCAAACCCCCAUCUCUGUCUUGAUAUAGGCUCUCAUUUGGUAUUCAUUCAUUUAUGCAUACCUCUCUGACAGCACAAAUGUUCCAUCAGGAAAAGGGAUGCAGAAUUUACAAAUAUGUGGGGUAAAAUGUGUAGUUUUCUUUUUCAAAAAGGCUCAAAAGGUGUGCAGCAAGAUGGGAGAAUAUAAUUUUUUCCCAAUAAAUCUGGACUGAAACAUAAUGUAAAUAUAAAUACUUAAGUUUCUCACACAGUUUUGUCAAAUCUCAAACUAAAUCUGCAAUAGCCAGAAGCCUGGUUACAUUUUAAUGCAUUAUAAUUAAAAACUGUACAACAUUUAGUGUUCAUGAUAAAUGCAUGUAUGAUUUUGUUACACUUUUGGCAUUCUUUAGGAAAGCAUGUCAAGCUUUAAAAUAGAAGGAGGUUGUACCGCCUUACAAUAUUUAGAUUAUGCCGAAAACUUGUGCUCGUGAAGUACAUAAAACAACACCAACGUUUCCUUUUUUUUCCUGUUUUUUACCAUAUGUUUCCCCUCAGGUAUGGCCCAUUUCAUGUUCCCUCGGAGCUACCUUUGGCUAUGUGGCUGGUCUUAUUAUUGCACCUCUGUGGAUAUAUUGGAACCGGAAGCAGCUUACAUACAAAA